AUGAUGAAAAGUAAGGAAGUUGUAGCAGGUGACUCAGAAAAUGAAUUUGAAGUAGAUGAACCGGAAGAAGUGGGAGACCAUUCUGAUGAUGAAUGGGCUCCAACAGCUGCUGCCAAAACUCCUGGUAAACGAGGACGACCAGCCAAAAGUGCACCUGCUAGCAAAAAGAAGAAACCAAAGGUUUCUGAUGAUGAUGAAGAAGAAGAAAUAUUACCUAAAAAAGAGAGAGGAUCAAAAGCUAAACCACCCCCACCUGCUGCACCAAUACCAACAUCAGCUAGAGGUCGUGGAAGAGCAUCUAAAGUAUUAAAAGUUGAGCCUGAAGAAGAGCCCGAAGAUGAUGAAGAGGAUGAAGACAUUGAAGAAGAUGAGGAGGAAGACGAUGAAGCAGAGGAUGAAGAAGAUGAUGAUGAAGAUGUAGAAGAAGAGGAAGAAGAGGAAGAAGUGCUUAAUCAAGGACCAAACGCAAAGCCAGCUAAAAAAUUCACUUCAGGAGCAUUUGUCGUACUCAAGACUGAUAUGAUUGGUAAAGGUAACCCUCCUGUAUGGAAAAUUGAUGGCAAGGCGUUGUUACAAAAGUAUAUUCCAUUCAAACAGGAUGGUAAAGUAUUAUACAAAAAUACUUCCGUUUAUUCUGGUUGGGGUUCCAAUGUUAAAGAGCAGUACUACUCUGCACCUGUAUCGUUUAUACAGCAAACGCGUAAAGAACACAUUAUAGACUUUCUUAAAGAUAAAAUUAAGAAAGAUCCUAAAGUUGAAGAAGCUUCCAAGAAAGAAUUAGAAGAAGAAGAUGAAGGUGAAUUUGAUGAUGAUGAUGAUGAAAAGGAGGAACAAGAUGAAGCGUAA
Messenger RNA from Macrosiphum euphorbiae (potato aphid), 846 nucleotides. Lineage: Eukaryota; Metazoa; Arthropoda; Insecta; Hemiptera; Aphididae. The record is from the annotation of a GenBank genome assembly.